AUGGCAUUCAACAUCGAUCUGAAUAAUUCCUUUGGUGCACUAUAUAUCGGCGCUACUAUUGGUGCAAUUUUUUUCGGUUUGAGCAAUGUCCAAGCGUUUCUUUACUUCCAGGCACACAGGGACGAGGGAAUCACAUUCUACAAAAUUGCAGUAUGCUGGCUCUGUUUUCUCGAUGCUUUGCAUGUCGCUUUGGUCAAUCACAUCAUAUACUAUUAUCUUAUCGUCAACUAUGCAAAUCCGCUAGCACUUCCCGAGAUUGUGUGGAGCUUUAAGGUGAUGAUGAUCAUCGACACACUUAUUGUGUAUACUGUGCACCUCCUAUAUCUGCAGCGGAUAUGGAUACUUAGCAAAGGGAGAACUAGAAUUUUGCCUGCGGUCAUGGCUGUUGCCAUCGUUCUGCUCAGGGCAAUAUUCAAGUGCCAUCUUUUUUCGGAGCUGGAUAGUAUUCGGUGGACCGUCUACCUGGGUUUGGGCGCGGUCACGUUGAUCGACAUCCUCAUCGCCACUUCAUUGUGUCACCUCCUUGCUACUGCCAAGACUGGGGACACUUCAGACGCUCGUGAGAGACAUUAUCAAUACAGGAUGCUUGACAAGUGUGUUAUCGAUGGCGUGCAUAAUCACAGGCGCAGUAAUGCCAAACAACCUCAUCUACCUUGCAAUCGAGUGGCUACUGUCCAAAUGUACGCUUUGUUAGCUCCGUAUUGCACGCAGAAAGCUUAUUCGACGCCCUUAGUAUAUGUGAACUCCUAUAUGGCUCUACUGAACGCGCGUUAUUACCACGAUGGAAGCGCACACACUUCACAAGCCCGACCCCCGCAAGUCUACCGCCCAGAGUUACAGGUCAAAGUUUCACAGGACGUAUUUCCCCGAAUUUCCACAUCGGACAAGUUGCAGGUCCCCGACAAGGCUCGGGAACACCCCACUUACUACACUCCUGUCGGGGCGGGAUGUGCCCAUCCCAUUGAAGUGGUCACAGAGUCGUUCUCGAAGUUGUAUCAGUGUACCGGCAUCUCUCGAGGGUAG
Molecule: messenger RNA, 1023 nt
Organism: Suillus paluster
Lineage: Eukaryota; Fungi; Basidiomycota; Agaricomycetes; Boletales; Suillaceae
Exons: 15
Coding region: 1-1023 (340 amino acids)
Source: RefSeq, a predicted model, not a curated record